Messenger RNA from Syngnathus typhle (broad-nosed pipefish), 697 nucleotides. RefSeq lists its product as uncharacterized. The coding region runs from base 260 to 493 and encodes 77 amino acids. The transcript has 4 exons. The record is from RefSeq and is a predicted model, not a curated record. NCBI's taxonomy places the organism in Eukaryota, Metazoa, Chordata, Actinopteri, Syngnathiformes, Syngnathidae.
AUCUGUUGCUUGAAAGGUUUCUGGCGUCAAGAUUUGUGGGUAAUGUCUGCGUUUUUUCCGUCCUAAAGACGCCUUCAAGCUGGCAUCCAGGCAUCUUUGCACGCAUUAUUACAAUUGCAACGACCUACCAUUCCUCGGAGUAUUGCCGUGACAUCUCGCCCGAAUAGGAAAAGAAAGGUCAGUUUCGUUCCGAAGCCAACGAGAGAGUGAAGAGGGCCUCGAAUUUCAAACAAGUCCAGGUUUCCGCUGGUGACCCGACAUGAAGCUACUGCUCUUGCUCCUGCUGCUGCUGCCCGUCUGCUCAGAGCAGUUUAGCAUCGACUGUUACGGACGAGACCCGCUGGCGAUGGUGCCGCACAUCCUGAACUGCAACAGCGCAGAUGAGCCGCAGGCGUGCUACGAAAGAGAUAACGGCGAGAAAGGCUGCGUCACGCACGACAAGUGCUCUCUGCCCGGCUGGACCUGUUGCUACUCCUCUCUCUGCAACCACUGAGCCUCGCCCCGUUUCACUGAUUGAUUCACGCAAUGUUGGUGCUCUUGUCGUUCGUCGACCAAGUGAAACAACCAAAGAAAAUAAAGGAACUCAAAGUCCAUCCAUCCAUCCAUUUUCAAUACCGCUUGUCCCCACGGGAGUCGUGGGGGAGGUCAAACUGUGGACGCAAAAUGAUUGCAAUGAAAUAAAGCAUUCAUAAUUCAA